This is a messenger RNA of Culicoides brevitarsis, 619 nucleotides long. RefSeq names its product actin-related protein 2/3 complex subunit 4 (gene Arpc4). The coding region runs from base 108 to 614 and encodes 168 amino acids. The record is from RefSeq and is a predicted model, not a curated record. Gene Ontology annotation, biological process: Arp2/3 complex-mediated actin nucleation; actin filament polymerization. Gene Ontology annotation, cellular component: actin cytoskeleton; Arp2/3 protein complex. The transcript has a single exon. Gene Ontology annotation, molecular function: actin filament binding. NCBI's taxonomy places the organism in Eukaryota, Metazoa, Arthropoda, Insecta, Diptera, Ceratopogonidae.
CUCGCUUCACACACACAGGUGUGGCAAACACAAAAAAGAAAGAGUCCAAAUCACUGAAAAAAUUUCAUCCAAAUAAACCUUGCCAAAUACACAAAAAAUCCCCAAGAAUGGCUGCCACGCUAAAGCCCUACUUGACGGCGGUUCGUCACACGCUCACUGCUGCAAUGUGCCUUGAGAACUUUUCGUCUCAGGUCAUCGAGAGGCACAACAAGCCCGAAGUCGAGGUGAAAAGCAGCAACGAGCUCAUCCUCACGCCCGUCAUAAUAUCGCGCAACGAGAAGGAACGCGUUCUCAUCGAAACCAGCAUCAAUUCCGUGCGCAUCAGCAUCGCCGUCAAGCAGGCCGACGAAAUCGAAAAGAUUCUGUGUCACAAGUUUACGCGUUUCAUGAUGAUGCGAGCCGAAAACUUUAUCAUUUUGCGACGAAAACCCGUCGAGGGGUACGAUAUCAGUUUCUUGAUAACGAACUUCCACACGGAACAAAUGUACAAGCACAAGUUGGUCGACUUUGUCAUUCACUUUAUGGAGGAAAUUGAUAAGGAAAUCAGCGAAAUGAAGUUGGCGGUGAAUGCACGGGCACGAACGUGCAGCGAAGAGUUCUUGAAGCGCUUCUAAAACGG